This is a messenger RNA of Apaloderma vittatum (bar-tailed trogon), 703 nucleotides long. It is a transcript of the gene ADI1, whose product is annotated as acireductone dioxygenase 1. Lineage: Eukaryota; Metazoa; Chordata; Aves; Trogoniformes; Trogonidae. The record is from RefSeq and is a predicted model, not a curated record. Gene Ontology annotation, biological process: L-methionine metabolic process. Gene Ontology annotation, molecular function: acireductone dioxygenase [iron(II)-requiring] activity. The coding region runs from base 85 to 438 and encodes 117 amino acids. The transcript has 3 exons.
CUGCCUGUUUUGCAGUUGGAUGCUGAUAACUACGAGACUGAUCCCUGCCUGAAGGAGAUUCGGAGAGCAGAAAAUUACUCGUGGAUGGAUAUAAUAACCAUACAUAAAGACAAGCUCCCAAAUUAUGAGGAAAAGAUAAAAACGUUUUAUGAAGAACACUUACACCUAGAUGAUGAAAUUCGCUACAUCUUAGAUGGAUCUGGCUAUUUUGAUGUUCGAGACAAGGAUGACAAAUGGAUCCGGAUUUCCAUGGAAAAAGGAGACAUGAUAACCCUCCCUGCGGGCAUAUAUCACCGAUUUACACUGGAUGAGAAUAAUUACGUGAAGGCAAUGAGGUUAUUCGUUGGAGAGCCUGUCUGGACACCAUACAACAGGCCGGCUGAUGAUUUUCCUGUUCGGAAGCAGUAUUUGAAGUUUUUGGCUGAAGAAGCACAGUAAUGGAGUCUGAGACCUGACAGGUGGAACAGCCUGAAGCACUGUCAGAAUAAAUGUGACUGGUGGCUUUUCACUGAUUAGACUUCUAUUUACAUAUACAACUGGAAUCACAGAAUCAUGGAAAAAUUUAGGUUGAAAGGUCAUUUGGAGGUCAUCUAGUCCAACCCCCUGUGAAUUACUAGGCCAGAUUUAAAGCUAGACCAAGUUACUCAAGACUUUGAGCUUUGGAAACCUCCAGUGAUGGAAGUUCCACAGCCUGUCUGGGUGC